Molecule: messenger RNA, 7068 nt
Organism: Globicephala melas (long-finned pilot whale)
Lineage: Eukaryota; Metazoa; Chordata; Mammalia; Artiodactyla; Delphinidae
Product: ADP-ribosylation factor 2
Biological process (GO): cell surface receptor signaling pathway; intracellular protein transport; vesicle-mediated transport
Cellular component (GO): plasma membrane; cytoplasm; neuron projection
Molecular function (GO): GTP binding; corticotropin-releasing hormone binding; corticotrophin-releasing factor receptor activity
Source: RefSeq, a predicted model, not a curated record
UCCUUUAAAGGCCGCGGUAUUGGUACCCGUGGUCAGUUUGGGGACCGGUGAGUCGCGGAGUGGGGAGAGCGGGUUGCGGCACUCAAGGCCUGGCUGGAUUUCCGCACCGUCAGAGGUCGGGAAGCUAGAGAGCAGCGGGUGGCUUGCAGAAAAGGAUCUUGUCCCUUCUCCGCCCUCGUGUAGGCCAGGGGCUGCGGGGAUCGAGAGAGGCUUGGCUCGUCCGUCGCUGGGCCCUCUGCUCUCCCCGGGGCCCGGAGGUCGAGAGGAAGCGGCCUGGCGGCUGGGCAGAAAGGACACUCGGACGCCUUCCCCGGGGACCCAGCGCGCGUGCCUGUCCGCUGCGCACGCCCACUUGGCCACCCGCUCUGGUUCGUGUCCUGGAGAUCUCCACGCAGUUCUCCCUGAUGGACAGCUGGUGCUUGUGGUAGGGGAGGUCACAGAAUUCAGUUACAAUGGGGAACGUUUUUGAAAAACUGUUUAAAAGUCUAUUUGGGAAAAAAGAGAUGCGGAUUCUUAUGGUGGGUUUGGAUGCCGCUGGAAAAACCACCAUCUUGUAUAAAUUGAAGCUGGGAGAGAUUGUGACUACCAUCCCUACGAUAGGUUUCAACGUGGAGACGGUAGAAUAUAAAAACAUCAGCUUCACAGUCUGGGAUGUUGGUGGCCAGGACAAAAUCAGACCUUUGUGGCGACAUUAUUUCCAGAACACACAAGGUCUGAUUUUUGUGGUCGACAGUAAUGACAGAGAGCGCGUCAAUGAAGCCCGAGAAGAACUAACCAGAAUGUUAGCCGAAGAUGAGCUCAGAGAUGCAGUUUUAUUGGUGUUUGUGAAUAAACAGGCCCUUCUCCUCCUGGGGCUGCACUCCAUCUCCGCCUCCCUCCAGGACCAGCACUGCGAGAGCCUAUCCCUGGCCGGCAACAUCUCUGGCCUCUCACUGUUGUGGCCUCUCCCGUUGUGGAGCACAGGCUCCGGACGCGCAGGCUCAGCGGCCAUGGCUCACGGGCCCAGCCGCUCCGCGGCAUGUGGGAUCUUCCCAGACUGGGGCACGAACUCGUGUCCCCUGCAUCGGCAGGCGGACUCUCAACCACUGCGCCACCAGGGAAGCCCAGGAAUUAUUUUUAUCAUCAUCUUACAGAAGAGAAACGUACAGCUCAGAGACGUUACGUAAUUUGCUCAAGUACACAUGGUUACUAAGCAGCAGCCCCAAGAUUUGAAUCAAAUGGCCUGAUUCUGGACUUUCCCGUCACCAUGUAUGUGGUCACCUGGAAAGUCGCAGUACCCAGGGCCCACUAUGGUCAGUCCUCCAGGGGUACAGAGACGCCCCUGCAGUUUCCCAUACCUAUACUGGGUUUACACACAGCUCCCAGUAUUCCUCAGAACCUACUAUGUGCCUGACACCAUACUAGGUGCAACACUGAAGAGCCCAUAGACCCACAGGACCGGAGGCUCCCACCCACUUGUCCUGAUGAAUCACACACCCUACAAAGGUUCUUUUCUGCCCAGCCAAGGAGAAGACAGUCCAAUGACAAAGUGGCUGAGCAAAGAGCAGGACUGUCUACCUGGCCUCUCUAUGCCAGGUGACCCAGGCAGAGCCCCUGCCCAUUCAUCCCAGCAGCACCUUCCUGGAAUGAGCAGGCAUGUGUGUGUCAGAGGCUGCCCUUGGGCCCCUUGGCGCAGCCUUGGCUAAGUCUCCCCCGUGGGCUUAAACCAAACAGGGGGAUGGGCUUCCCAGCUGCAGGGCUGCUGCCACGUGCCCACCUACCCUAGUUCAUUCAGAAGCCCCCGAUGGGAGACCCGACAUAACUGGGGACAGGAACCAGGUUCCAACCUUUCUUGGAAGUUAUCUGCUAUGGAAAGAUCUGCUGAGUACAUUUGGACCCUGAGCCUGAUGGGAAGGGAACUAUAUCAUCUAUUUGGGGGAAGAAACUACCCUCAAAGGGUUCUUUUCUGUUCAUUAAAGCAGUCCCCCCAGGACUCUGACUCAGCAGGUGUUUUUCAGAGGCAGGUGGGAGCCCUUCCUACUGUUCCUCUCUCCUCUUCCCUCCAUUCGCAGGGAUCUGGGGCGGGCUGACCACAGUGCUCCCAUGAACACCUGGAGUGUCGGCCCCCAUGCAUCUGCUUUGCGCAUGUGUGGGGAAGGAGGAAGAUACAGGACCAGUUUUAUGGGUUACUUUUGGCUGCACCCACCCCAGCCCCAGAAGAAACUCUGUGGGGAUCUAGCUGCCCCAUGAGUGAGGGGGGUGAGCCACCAAGCGACAGGAAUGUUACUGCCUCAGACACACUGAGCACACACCUGCCUGAGGGCCUUUGUAGCUGCUGUCCCCUCCAGAACCCUCUUCCCCCAGGUAGGCACACAGUUACCUCUCUCACUUCCAUUGGGUCUCUGCCUAAGUAUUAGGACCAAAUUAAAAUAGCACUCCUGUCAGUCUUUAUCUCCUUACCCUGCUUGUUUUUUCUCCAUAGCAUCUCUCACUGGUUAACAGGUACGUCUGUCUGUCUGCACACACAACCCCAACCCCCAACCCCGUAGACUGACAGCAGGGCAUUUUUUUUUAUACGGCAGGUUCCUAUUAGUUAUCUAUUUUAGACAUUAGUGUAUAUAUGUGAAUCCCAAUCUCCCAAUUCAUCCCACCCCACCCCCACCCCCACCCCCGCUUUCCACCCUUGGUGCCCGUACGUUUGUUCUCUACAUCUGUGUCUCUAUUUCUGACAGCAGGGCAUUUAUUUUAUUCAUUACUGUAUCCUCAUCUCCUAAAACAUUUUUUAGGUGGUCAGUAAAACUUGUUGAAUAAAGAGCAAAGUCUUUAUUUCUCCCCACCUAUUACUUCGCUGAGCAGGAGGGGAUCCUGGUGACGGGUCUGCACGGGGAGGAGUUGGGUCCUAAUAGUAACUCAGGCUUCGUGCUGCUGGCUGGUAAGUCUACCUGGCUAUUUGCAAGGCUGGUUUACUCUGGUCCAAAGUGCUUCUCAGCCCAGAACUAUGCUACCCAAGGGGGAACAUAGCCCCCAGGAGAGCAGGAGAGACUGCACAUUUGUAUCAGUGGGACCUGGGGAAUCGCAGUCCAACAGCCCUGACCUCUAGGUCCUUAUAGCCCCCAUGCUGAGUGACACCAGGACUUCCUUUCCUUCCUUCUCCCCUUCCCAACUAGGAAAUCCAGUCCCUCCCCACCCACAGCACCUCUGAAAUUAUUUUUCUCUGUACCUUGUUCUCCUGGCUUUCUGUCUGCUUCUCCCUGUUUUAUUCUCAGUGUCUUUUGUCUUCUGUUUCCUCUCUCUCCCCCUCUCUCCUUCUCCCCUUGUCCCCUCCCUGCUUUUCUUCUCCUCAAAGAGUGAUGGAGUGAAUUGAAUGGGUGGCAUGAAUUUCAUCAAGUGCCCUUCACAUUGCCUGGUACAGAGUAGUGUUCAACAAAGGCCGUUUCCCCCGGCCCCCCAAAUCCUGUACACCCUUCCUUUCCUCCUCUUUUCCCUCCCUACCUCUCUCUUGUCCGUCUACUCCCUAAAACCAAGAGGCCAAUUCCGCUUAGAACUUUCUAGCCUGUAUUUGCGCGUCGUAGCCCGGUCGCCACUCCUGAUUGGCCCUGUGCCUCUGGCCGCACCCCUGCUUGGCUCUUCUCUCCCUCGGACCCCGCCCACCCAGUCUCUGGAGCCCAGGCCAGCGCGCAGGGGCCUUUUCUUUCGGAGGGAGGGGCAGUGUUGUCCCCUGGCCGCUUGCAUUUAGUUUCUCUUCUCCAUUCUUGCAGCCUCUCUCUCCCUUUCCUCCCGUCUCGCACCAAGACUUUCAUUCCCUCCAGGAUUUUCUGGGCUCUUCACGUAAAGGUCAUGUCUGAUGCAGUGUUCCCCCGCACCACCUCCACGCAGCCUUCUGUGAGCGUCGAGGGACGGGAGGAAGGGAGAGAGGGAGGCACUACCGGAGGAACCCAGGUCACAGAGACCAGUGCACCCAAAUGCUGAGAAGGCCAGUUGCCCAGACUGGGGACCGCUGUGGUGCAGUGGGAAGAGCCCUGGGCAGGCGUCAAAACCCACUUCUGCCUCUUAAUGUCUAUGCGACUAAGGAUAAGCAAUUUGCUCGGCCUCAGUUUUCCUAUCUGUAAAACAGGGAGAAUUAGCACCCACAUUGGCAGAUGGUGUGAGACCCAUAGUAGGUGGUAUGGAAUCCUAAUCUGUACCACGGACUAGAGGCAGAAAGCUCUACCCUGCCCAUUCCCACCUGCAUAUCCCCGACCGGCCGUGGCUGGGGUCAGGCCUCUGGGCAUUGGCUGGUACCUGGUCCUUGAGACCAGGAGGGCCAUUGGCUCAGCAGCCGGUCCCUGCCUUGGCUGUGGCCUGGUCUUGGCUGUAGUUGGUGCCCAGUCCUGCCCUGCCCUCUGUUCUUUUCUGAAGGGACUCUGGGGAACUCUCCAGGGCAGGGGAGAGAGGGCGGAUGCUACACUGAGAGUGGGCCUUAGGCAAGUUCCAGGUACCACUGUGACAUUCCAUUUCAUCUCCCAGUGCCUAGCUCAGGAGGUAGUGUGAAUGAGUGAGUGAAUGAACAACCUACUGAGGAAGGUUAUGAAGUCAGAUGGUAUAUGUAAAGCGCCUGGCAGGUGCCUGGCACACAAUCAGCCCUCAGUAAAUACUGCCCCCUUUCCCUGCUGCCUCUUUGACUGUUCUCCUCCCUGUAUUGGCAAGCAAUGUGCUGUAAUAGAAAGAACACUUGAUUUAGAGUCCCAAACACCUGGUUAUGAGUCUUAGUUCUUUCACUCAUUGACUCACGACCCUGGGCAAGUCACUUACUUCCCUGGGCCUCAGUUUCCUCAUCUGUAAAAAGGGAAUAAUGAAUCUGUAAAUUAAAAAAAAAAAAAAGGGAAUAAUGACAUUGCAGGGUGAAUGAGGAGCAAACAAAAUACAUGAAGAAGGCCUUUGGAGAAGCAGAGCACGGUCCGUAAUACUAUCCCUCCCUCCUGACGGCCACAUGCCUCCGUUUCUCCCCUCCUCCAGGCUCAGCACGACUGGCAUGACCCAUGGCAGAUUAAAAUCUCAACCUGAUUUCCUCACUCCCCUACCCCCAUCACCUCUCUGUGAUGUCAUUCGUGGGGGCUCCACUGUGGUACAGCACCAGGGCUUGGCCCACCCCUGCUGCCUAGCUGGCCGACUCCUCGUGUCCAUUAAGCCCCAAUCCAGAUUUCUUUCUCUUUCAAUUAAACCACUUAGCCUCGAAGCCUUUGGCCCUUGAGCCCAGAUUUGCACACACGUCCUAUGAAUAGCUUUGAUUAGAAAGAAAAACCAGAAUUUGGUACAAGUGUUGCUCAGCACUGCCCUGCAUCCAGCAAGUAAGGGAUGCCAGUCUAACCCAAUGCUGUUUCCUGAGAGACUGGGCACAGGCUCAGCUGGGGGGAGAUGGCAGGCGGGCCCCAGCCAGGGCUUAGCAGCUGCUGAUGCCCUGGACUGAAGAUGCCACCCCUUCAUUGGCUCGUGGCUCUCCCUGGCUUGUCUGUACACUCUAUGGCCAGUCUCAGGUUAUUAACCUCUCCCAUCGUGAUGGACACACUGGGUCUCCACAGGACUGGUGUGCCAGCCUUGAGAGGAGAGGGGCAUGGAAAGUCAGAGAAAGAAGGAGCAGCAUCAGGAGGGAUGCCAGGACUGUCCUCAGCCCAGCCCCCACCCAUUGGAGACCAAAAACCCCCCACCUUCCCAGAAGUGUUACUGUGGCUUCAGCUCUGCUCCAACACACACACACACACACACACAUACAUGCACACGCACGCUCCACUCCAAAAAGCUCUUAAUUAAGGGCAAACAUUUGGAAGGGGAUUUUGACAUCCUCUCUCUAGUCCAGUUGUUCACAUCCUUUUCUGAGUCACAGACCCCUUUGAGAAUCUAAUGAAAGCCAUGGUGCCUUUCCCAACUGCAUGUAUAGAACAAAUUUUUCAUUUAAUUUCGAAGUCUCUAUGAACCCUUAAAGCUUCCAGUGGCCUGAGAUUAAGAAUUUCUGAUCAGAUCCAACUACUUCAUUAUCGAUAAAACCUAAGGCUCAGAGAAGGCAAGAGACUUGCCUACAGUCACACAGCAAAUGAGUAGCAGAGCCCAGUCUGAAGCCAGGGUUCCAGAUUACUGAUUCCUUUCCACUCCCCCACGUGGUGUCUCCCUCCCUUUUUUCUCCAUGGUCCCCUUCUCAGUCAGUCCUCUCCUAGGUCCCAGCACAGACCAGAGCACGAAUGUUCCGUAAAAGUGGUUAUCAGGUGAGCUGGAAGGUGGGCCAGCUUCCUUUAGCUGGUUCCUCCCUGCAGGUCCAGAGCAGAUGUGGUUUGGUUCUAGAGACAUGUGAGGGAACUGGGUCAGGGGUUGGCUGGGUCUCUGCCGAGCCAUUCCAGGCUGUGAAUUCUUUUUUUUUUUUUUUAAUAUUAAAUGUGGGUUUUUUCUUUUUCUUAUUUAUUUAGUUAUUAUUUUGGCUGCGUUGGGUCUUCAUUGCUGCACGCAGGCUUUCUCUAGUUGCGGCGAGUGGGGGCUACUCUUUGUUUCAGUGCGUGGGCUUCUCAUUGUGGUGGCUUCUCUUGCUGCGGAGCACGGGCUCUAGGCACGCAGGCUUCAGCAGUUGUGGCACUCAGGCCCUAGAGCACGCGGGCUUCAGUAGUUGUGGCAUGCAGGCUCAGUAGUUGUGGCUUGUGGGCUCUAGAUUGCAGGCUCAGUAGUUGUGGCGCAUGGGCUUAGUUGCUUCACGGCAUGUGGGAUCUUCCCGGACCAGGGAUUGAACUCAUGUCCCCUGCAUUGGCAGGCGAAUUCUUAACCACUGCGCCAUCAGGAAAGUCCCAUGCUGUGAAUUCUAAGAGCUGCGGUCCAAGUAAAGGGCCAAGAGAAGUGUCCUCAGGCUGCAGAGCAGGGGACCUGGAGCACGUCCAGCCUUCCUCUAAAUGCCAGCCAGGAUCUCGACUUUUAACACCACCUCCAGCCAUCUCUGUUCCUCCUCUGCUCUGGAACCCACAUUGUCUCCCUAGUGCCAUAGCAUCAAAUUCAGAUUCCUUUCCCUGGUGUCUCCUCUUGAGAAAAGGAGCUCAUCUCUGCACUGGGGUCAUUGCUCCUGUUCUGUCCCCAGAU